This is a messenger RNA of Cylindrotheca closterium, 798 nucleotides long. The record is from the annotation of a GenBank genome assembly. NCBI's taxonomy places the organism in Eukaryota, Bacillariophyta, Bacillariophyceae, Bacillariales, Bacillariaceae.
AUGUCGGAAGAAAGUAACCGCGUGUUGCAAACCCCACCCAAACUACGAAUCCCAAGACCAGAAUUCACUCUCGAUAGCGACAACGACGACUUAGAACUCUGGUCGUUUCGAUUGCCAACCAAUGUGCCGCUUGGUGAAUUGAACGGAAUGACAAUCGACUUGAAAAAUAAUGUGGGCAAGUUUAAGGUUCGAGAUCAGGAAUAUAAAAUUGUCCUGGGAGAUGCCGUCGAAAACGAAUCUUUUCGGGUUUUGGUCAAAGCGGAAGAUGAUGACGACGAAAUUAUGAACGACAGCGACGAGGAGGACGGUGAUCAGGUGUAUCUCCAAGCCUCGUCAUUACCAUUUACGAAGCAUUGGAAUGUAGUCACAGCAUUCCCGCAACGAACAGAGCGAGAAUUGGCCCCUAGGGAGGGUCCUACUCCUGUAGACAGAGUCCGGCAUGCCUAUUCCCAUGUCCCGCAACGUACUGGACUGAAGCGCCGGUGGAUGCCGAUGGGGGUCAAGGCAGACAAAUCUCUUUCGUCAAUAGAUCCCAUGAUGAAGCUUUCGACAUCAACACCAGCCUUAAAAUCAUCCAAAUCUAGUUCCUCAUCCUCUAUCAAGAAGGAGGAGAGCGCACCUUCUGUGUCUAAAGAAGAAGAUGAUACGGAUACCAGUGCCCCACCGUCCAAACGGAUAAAAGUGGCAACUCCAAUGAGCAAAUCGGGUAUGAAGGCAACUAAAGGAGAGCGGAAAUCAGCAAAAAAAGCAAAGAAAGAAGCUAAGAAGCUAAAGAAAGACAAGAGGAAAUCCAAAUGA